CUGUGGCAGGUUCCUCCACACUUUCUCGGGAAGUAGAAGCUGAGUUUCCGUCCCUGCUCCGGCCGCACUGGAUCCUCCCCUUGGCAGUUGCUCUCCCCAGUCCUGCCCGCCCCUUCCCUUUGCUCAUAUGCCCCUCUCCCAGCAGCUUCACUGCAAACAACUCCAGUCCAGGCAGCUCUGCUUCACCCAACAGCCCUGAGCGGCCCCUCUAACAUGGCAGCAAAAUGUGGAGCGUGUGGCCCAGGAUAUGCAACUCCUCUGGAUGCCAUGAAAGGUCCCCGGGAGGAGAUUGUGUACCUGCCUUGCAUCUACAGGAACACUGGGGUAGAGAAGCCUGACUACCUGGCCACUGUGGAUGUUGAUCCCAAAUCUCCACACUAUUGUCAGGUGAUCCAUCGCUUGCCCAUGCCCAAUCUGAAUGAUGAGCUCCAUCAUUCAGGGUGGAAUGCCUGUAGCAGCUGCUUUGGGGAUGCCACAAGGAGAAGGAAUCGUCUGAUUCUGCCAAGUUUGAUCUCUUCUCGAAUUUAUGUGGUGGAUGUGGGGACGGACAUGCGAGCUCCUAGAAUCCAUAAGAUUGUUGAGCCAGUGGAGUUACACCAGAAGGGUAACGUGGGUAAUCCUCACACCUCUCAUUGUCUGGGCAAUGGUGACAUCUUAAUCAGCUGUUUGGGAGACCCUUCUGGCAAUGGAAAAGGUGGCUUUGUUUUGCUGGAUGGAGAGACCUUCAAAAUUAAAGGAAAUUGGGAGAAUGGGAAGAAGGUGCCUCCCCUGGGUUACGACUUCUGGUACCAGCCACGACACAAUGUCCUGCUGAGCACUGAAUGGGGAACCCCAAAAGCCUUGGCAAAUGGGUUUAACCCAGCUGAUGUAGAGAAAGGGCAUUAUGGCAGGCACAUUAACGUGUGGGACUGGAGCACUCACACCUGCAUUCAGGCAAUUGACUUAGGGAAGGGCUCCGUGCCUUUGGAGAUCCGAUUCCUCCACGAUCCGGAUGCUGCAGAAGGGUUUGUGGGAUGUGCUCUGAGUAGUGAAGUGUAUCGGUUCUACAAGACAGAGAAAGGAGACUGGGCAGCAGAGAAGGUGAUUGAAGUUCCCAGCAAGAAGGUGCAGGGAUGGCUUCUCCCUGACAUGCCUGGUCUUAUUACUGACAUCCUCAUCUCGCUGGACGACAGGUUCCUGUAUUUCAGCAACUGGCUGCACGGAGACAUCCGCCAGUACGACAUCUCCAACACCCGCAAGCCCAAGCUGGUGGGGCAGGUGUUUCUGGGAGGCAGCAUCACAAAAGGUGGGCCUGUAACUGUAGUGGAAGACAAGGAAUUGCAGUGUCAGCCAGAGCCAUUUGUGAUCAAAGGGAGGAGGGUGCAAGGUGGACCUCAGAUGCUUCAGCUUAGUUUGGAUGGGAAGAGAUUAUAUGUCACCAGCUCUCUCUACAGUGGAUGGGACAAGCAGUUCUACCCAGAUCUUGUCAAGGAAGGCUCUGUUAUGCUGCAGAUUGAUGUGGAUAAUGAAAGAGGUGGAUUGCAAGUGAAUAAAAACUUCCUAGUGGAUUUUGGGAAGGAACCUGAUGGGCCUGCCCUAGCUCAUGAGAUUCGUUACCCUGGUGGAGACAAUACCUCUGAUAUCUGGAUCUAAUAGUUGUCUGGAGCUGGUUUCAGGGGUUUUGUUGUUGUUGCUGGGGUUUGGGGGGGUUGUGUUUGGGUUUUUUCCCCUCUUUCUCCUUCUCACUCCUCUUUACCCUCCACUUCUCUUUCUUAAAGGUGAAUGGGGUCAACUGGAACUUUGUCCACUGUCUAUAUUUAGACUUUCAUUGGGGUGAGCCACAGAAGCUCCACUUUCUUCUCAUUCUGAGGCAGCCAAGUGAAUCUCUCUGAAACAUGAUCUACAGCUCAUUUUCUCUACUCCUUCCCCUUUCACAAGGUCCUGUGUAAUCACUGUUGACUGUUGGUUUCAAGGCCGAGGUCACCAGCUUUUUGCUUUGUUUUGCCUUGUUUCAUGCUAAUUUGCCUUGCCACUGUUUGUUGAUGAAGAAGCUGUUCCUAAAUAGCUCCAUAGGAAGGAUACAUUCCAUGGGCUUGUCCCUGAGCAAGAGUGUUCUGUCCCUGCAAAGCUUAAUUUGCUCAUAAAGUAAUCAUUGCUCUACAGCAGACACAGCAUAAAAAUCAUACAUAUCUAUCUAACCUGAAGCCACACGCUUCUGGACUUGGGUUAUAUUUUAACAUCUGUGCACUGAUGUUAUAAAAAUACAACAAUAAAAGCAUUCUUCAAGCCAAA
Molecule: messenger RNA, 2271 nt
Organism: Strigops habroptila (Kakapo)
Lineage: Eukaryota; Metazoa; Chordata; Aves; Psittaciformes; Psittacidae
Product: methanethiol oxidase-like
Exons: 12
Coding region: 214-1632 (472 amino acids)
Molecular function (GO): selenium binding; protein binding
Source: RefSeq, a predicted model, not a curated record